Messenger RNA from Paramuricea clavata, 303 nucleotides. The record is from the annotation of a GenBank genome assembly. Lineage: Eukaryota; Metazoa; Cnidaria; Anthozoa; Malacalcyonacea; Plexauridae.
AUGACACGCUUUAAGCUAGUUUCACAUACUAAAGUAGUCAAGCUUCUAAAUGGUAUAUCCAAUUCGAAAGCAACUGGUCUUGAUAAAAUAUCUGGAAAGAUCUUAAAAACUGCAGCCCCUACUAUUGCCUUAUCACUCACGCACAUCUUUAAUCAUGCUAUCAUAACAAGCUGUUUUCCAUAUGAAUGGAAAGCUGCUAGACUUCUACCACUUCAUAAAAGGGGUUCACGAGAUCUCCCAGAAAACUAUAGGCCAAUCUCAAUCUUACCUGCAAUAAGUAAGGUUAUGGAAAGAAUUAUGUAG